Linum tenue is the source of this 2704-nucleotide messenger RNA. The record is from the annotation of a GenBank genome assembly. NCBI's taxonomy places the organism in Eukaryota, Viridiplantae, Streptophyta, Magnoliopsida, Malpighiales, Linaceae.
GUGGGAGCAUUGAAACGCGGGAAGUUCACUCUGCGGUUGCCUUCGUCUCUGCGAGGCGUGAGUGGCUUGACGGCAAGCAAAACGAAAGGGUUGAAGUUGAAGCGCAAAAAACUGAGUCGGGUCUGGUUCCAACACACCUCGCAUUGGGUUCCUGCCACCGUGGUGGAGCUACUUCAGGUUUCACCGUUUCAGAGUUCACUCCCGCCGGCAAACUCCUAGUCCCCUCAGGUUCGUCUUCUAAAGGUUUGCACUUACACUGCUGCUGCUACAUGGAGCCUUUUACCAUUCUUCACAAGGCGUCAUCUCGCAAAACCGACAAAAUAUCAACUGGAACAGGGAAAAGCAGAACCACGAGGCGGAUUGACUUAACUGCUUCGUUGCCUGCUAGCACAGACAUUUCGGAUGUAAAUGCUGCAGAAUCCAAUGAACGUCAUUAUUCGAAUAUGCGGAUGGAAGCAUUUGAGGCUGUUUGGUCUAGCACUGAAUCGUCCAUCAAGGAUGUCUUGAGAGAAGCUAAUGCAACCAUAUUCAGUGAAAUACAUGAGUGGGUUCGUGAUUCAUUUGACACAAUUGUCUCAUUCGGGGUUCCAAACUUUCAUGAAGCAACGCAGCCUUUUCCAGUUGUGAAAGAUGCCACAUCUAAACAAAUCUUUACUGGAUUGGUUUUAACCAGUGAGUACUCUAAGGGAAUAUCGAAUUUGUCGAUGAUUUGGUGACGUUUGAAGAUCUUAAACAACAUUUGAAGUCUCAAGGAUGCCAUGUGGCUAACCUUUCAUCAGUGGAUUUUUCUUCAAAAAACGGUGUUGGCACUUGUCUAAGAAGCUUGUUGGGACAGUUCGUAACGGGCUCACUGGAUACGGCCGAUAUAUCCAUGUUAGCAACAUGGUACAAAGAGCAACAAAACAAUGACAAUCCCGUGGUCAUAAUUAUCGAUGAUAUGGAGCGAUGUUGUGCAUCCAUUUUAUCCGAGUUUAUUCACAUGUUAAGUGAAUGGGUACUAAAGGUCCCUGCCAUUUUAAUAAUGGGAGUUGCAACAACCGUUGACGCCCCAAGAAAUGUGCUUCCUUCGAAUGCACUACAUCGCUUGCAUGCUCGCAAGUUUACCUUUCAGAGUUUGCCAGAAAAAAUGAAUUACGUUGUUGAGACUGCCUUCGUGAAGCAAUCUUCUGAGUUCACCAUAAGUCACAAGACUGCUGUUUUUAUGAGAAAUUACUUUGUACACCAAAACGGAUCAGUUACAUCAUUCAUAAGAGCUCUAAAGAUAGCAUGUGCCCAACAUUUCUCAACACAGCCUCUAUGCUUCAUACUCCACUGGUUUCUUCGUGACGAGGACAAUGAGGUUCCACAAAGCCAUAUUUAUGGAUUAUCACAAGAAAGGAUGCUCAAGCUUGCUUUUGACCUUCCAUCUUGGAAGAGCACUAACAAUCAAAUAACUCAACUUAGUGGAGAAACUUUGCUUGAUGGGUUAACACAAUUGAAGAAACUUCACAAAACUUGGAGAAUGGUUGUUUUGUGCCUAUAUGAAGCUAUAAAGGGAGAAAAUGUUCAAUUGUUGGACUUGAUGUGUGAAGCCCUUGAUCCUAAAGGACCCUUUGCUUCUCAAUUUGAUAUCGGAUCCAGAGUGCUACCAAGUGAUGAUUCCACGAGCCAAAAGUUUCAUAGUUUAGAAAAGAAUAAAGGUUUGAUUAAUCGAGCGAUCCGUAGGGUGAAGGAACUUCCAGCAAACCAGCUGCUAGUGUUGAUGAAGGCUUGGGAAAAACACACGGUUGAUGUUCCCGAGUUUCAUUCUGAAGUGAAGGCGUUGGUGCUCUCUUUGUUGAAGUUGGAGGAGAAUGGGGAAAGUUUGAAUCAGAAUAAGGUUGAAAUGACCAAUACCAGGAAACAAGCAUUAAGAGGCCACUUAAAUGGUGCUGAUAAGAACUUGAGAGUGGCAAACGAGAAAGCUAGCAACCUAGUGGAUUUAAUGGUCAGGAGAUAUAUGUGCCCGGUCGAGUGUGUGGCUCUACAUGAAGUGUUGUGCUUUGACUGUGUUGAUCAACUUCAAGCGGCUUUAAUUGGUGACAUGAGAAGACGAAUCCAGAUGGAUCUUCAGGAUUUCCACGCUAUAAUCCGGUGCAGUUGCUGCAGCAAGAGAGGCAGUACCAUUUUGCCAUCAAUGCCGGAUUCCUCGAUUAUGUACACUUUGGCUCAGGAGCAUGGUGAUGUGGUUAAUGUGCACGACUGGUAUCAGUCGUUUAAAUCUGUAGUUCUUUCCACACAUAUGGUUAGCAAGAGAGGUAAGUCGAGGUCAAAGCAACACUCCCCGACGCCAAAGAAAAGGAAGACAACGAGUGAACUUUCACAGCCAAGUGAAGCGUCCAUCCAAGCACGAUUCUGCAAGGCCAUAGUGGAGCUUCAAGUUACAGGGCUUGUUCGUAUGCCCAACAGAAGGCGCCCAGAUUACUUGCAGCGGCUUGCUUUCGGGUCGUAAGCUGCUGCUGCUUGGCCGUAGAAAGGAGUGAUUUCGGUGACGAAUGAAUCUGACAUUCCAUCUUGGAUACGAGGUUAGCAUAAGCUGCCAGUAAGUUGAACGAGAAGCUAUUGAGAGAUGCACCUUCAUUGGUCAAUGGUUCAGACUAGUUUGUAAAAGUUCGUGUAUUCCUGGUUCCAAACCUUAAUUAAACAGUGACAGCAAUUUCGCUAAUGCGUUCACCGUCCAAAAACU